AAUGGCCGUGUCCUUUAACCGGUACCUUAUCUUGCCGGAAAUCGAAAAAAGUGAACUAGAGGUUGACUCGAGAAAUAAGCGCGCGUACACGAAUAGAAAUUUAACAACAAAUUGGUUUGGUGGUCCGACAACCCCCGUGACUUCUGUGACCGUCCCUCUUUGCGUUUUGGGCGAGGUUCAAUUACGUUUUUUGUGUCCGGACGAUUUAGAAGAAGUUCGUGCACUUUGCCAAGAUUGGUUUCCCAUAGAUUAUCCAAAUUCAUGGUACGAAGAGAUAACAAGCUCUUCAAGAUUUUACGCGUUAGCUGCAGUAUAUGGUGGAGUAAUUAUAGGACUUAUUGUUGCUGAGAUUAAACCGUAUGUCAAGUUAAACGAAGAAGAUCGUGGAAUUCUGUGUCCUAGUCUAGGGAAAGAUUCUUUAGUUGGAUAUAUACUUAGUUUAGGAGUACGCCGUACAUAUAGAAGAAAUGGUAUUGCAUCAUUAUUAUUGGAGCAGUUAUUGGCACAUGUCACUGCUCCAGAACGUUCUUUAGUGAAAGCAGUUUUCUUACAUGUUCUAUCUAGCAAUGUGCCUGCUAUAUUGUUUUAUCAAAGGUGCCAUUUUCGAUUACACAGUUUUUUACCAUAUUAUUAUUACAUUCAUGGAAGGUGUAAAGAUGGCUUUACAUACGUUCUUUACGUCAAUGGUGGACAUGCACCAUGGGGUAUAUGGGAUUGGAUUCGACAUUUAGCCAGAGCGAUGGCUAGUCUUGGUCCAUGUAGAGUACCUCGAUGGAUUUGGCAACGGCUUUUAUGGGCUACCACUAUACUUUCUUAUCACAGAUGAUACAUCUUAUGAGGCUGUGAUAUAUCAAAAAAAUAUUAAGUUACAAUUAAAUUCACAUAAAAAUAUAUACUUAUAUAAAACUCCAAAUGCAAAUGAAUUUAAUAUAAAAAAAAAAAAAAAAAAAAAAAAAAAAAUAA
Molecule: messenger RNA, 963 nt
Organism: Vespula vulgaris
Lineage: Eukaryota; Metazoa; Arthropoda; Insecta; Hymenoptera; Vespidae
Gene: Naa60
Product: N-alpha-acetyltransferase 60
Exons: 2
Coding region: 2-826 (274 amino acids)
Biological process (GO): N-terminal peptidyl-methionine acetylation
Cellular component (GO): Golgi membrane
Molecular function (GO): histone acetyltransferase activity; protein-N-terminal amino-acid acetyltransferase activity
Source: RefSeq, a predicted model, not a curated record